AACUACUUCAUGAAGCUGCAAUUGGUUACCAAUGCUACCUCGUUUUAAUCGAUAUCAACGAUCUACAUGCAGGUCCAGGUCCUGCUCUCCUUCUUAUAAAAGAAGUUAUAAAUAUUCCAAUAGACAUUCUAGGACACCUGACAGAAGUGAUAGAG
This is a messenger RNA of Cetraspora pellucida, 155 nucleotides long. The record is from the annotation of a GenBank genome assembly. NCBI's taxonomy places the organism in Eukaryota, Fungi, Glomeromycota, Glomeromycetes, Diversisporales, Gigasporaceae.